AUGAUAGCACUAUGGUGCACUCAGGAGGAUCCAUCUCUAAGGCCAACCAUGAAAACUGUCUCACUCAUGCUCGAAGGAGUUUUAGAAGUCCCUGUCCCUCUGGAUCCCUCCUCUUUUGUUUGUUCUAAGAGUGUUGUGCUCUUUGGAGGAGGGCAAGGGCUGAGAAGCCAACUCUUACCUAUUGAUGAACUUCUGAAGCUCCUAGUUAUCUACCGUUCCUGUUUC
Messenger RNA from Thlaspi arvense, 225 nucleotides. The record is from the annotation of a GenBank genome assembly. Lineage: Eukaryota; Viridiplantae; Streptophyta; Magnoliopsida; Brassicales; Brassicaceae.